AUGUGGCAAGUCUUCAACACCUGCAAGUCAAAGCGCCCGCUCCUGGUCGCAAAGGCGUGGGACGACGACGCCGGCCAUUCCUACACAGAGGGCUUCAAGGUGGUGCCCUUCGGCAGCUACGCCAACCUAACGGACGAUGGGACGCGCGACCUGGUGUUCUCGACGGGGCCGCCCGCCGGCGGCGCGAAGGGCCGGCUGACGCUCGGCCGGCCGCUGGGGUCGUCGUGCGCGGACGCGGAGCUGAGGAAGGGCAAAGACAACACGCCGAUCGGCAGUCACGGCUACUGCCUUAUAGUGGGGGACGACAUCAGCAAGAAGUUCAGCAUGGCAUGGGGGGAGGACGACAUUUACGAGUAUGUGGUCACAGGCGCUGCUGUGGGCGGCAAGACACUCAAAGGCAAGAAGUGUGACGGGUCGCUGCACCCGGGGGCGGUGUUGCUGGAAUUCAACUCGGAAAUGUGCACCCCAGGCUGCGGCGCGCGGCUGAGGCUGACAGAAUGCUGA
Messenger RNA from Monoraphidium neglectum, 504 nucleotides. RefSeq lists its product as hypothetical. The record is from RefSeq and is a predicted model, not a curated record. The coding region runs from base 1 to 504 and encodes 167 amino acids. The transcript is spliced from 2 exons. Lineage: Eukaryota; Viridiplantae; Chlorophyta; Chlorophyceae; Sphaeropleales; Selenastraceae.